Messenger RNA from Sipha flava (yellow sugarcane aphid), 4791 nucleotides. It is a transcript of the gene Tomosyn, whose product is annotated as syntaxin-binding protein 5. Gene Ontology annotation, molecular function: GTPase activator activity; syntaxin binding; myosin II binding. Gene Ontology annotation, cellular component: SNARE complex; plasma membrane; cytoplasm. Lineage: Eukaryota; Metazoa; Arthropoda; Insecta; Hemiptera; Aphididae. Bases 542 to 4696 code for a protein of 1384 amino acids. The transcript is spliced from 22 exons. The record is from RefSeq and is a predicted model, not a curated record. Gene Ontology annotation, biological process: regulation of protein secretion; regulation of exocytosis.
CGUCGUCGUCGUACUCCGUCAUCGUACGCGCGCGACACGUUAUAUUUACGCCGCCGCGCCGAGAUAACGAGAUAAAACCCUGUUCCGGUCGUGCGUGGUGUCGCGCGGACGGAUAUCAACCGUUAUUGGCGCGUACGCGUAAACACGGCACCGCCGUUGCGCUGUGCACACGCGUCGCUGCCUGUGCGAUUUUCUUCCCGCCACCGCGUCCGUUCGAAUCGUAACGUGCGCCUGUCGCCGUCCGACGCGCGUGUGCAUUUUUUCCCAUUUCCUUCUCAAUCUUCUUUCCUAAUCGUCAUUUCACGCGGGUUACCGGAAAAUGACCAACUGAACGCGCACGAUUUCCGUUAGCCGUGAGUGUGUGACGACGGCUGGUCCGGGAACCGCUGUGUCCCGUCGAACACAUAAUAUCAUAUUGUUAUCAUAAUUAUUAUGAUCGUGUGGUGAACGCGAGGCGGUGUGCGUCAUUAUUGUUUUCGUCGUCGUCGACUUCUUCGUCGUCGUUGUUGCUGUGAAACGGCGCGCGAGAAAAAAAAGCGAAAUGAAGAAGUUCACGUUCAAAGGCGUUCUGGACGGCAUACGGUCUUCGGUGGCGCCGCAGAUCAAACCCGACCAGGAGAUCGUGGAGACGUUGCGUCCAGAAAACUUCCAAGUGGCCAAGACGUUUCGUCAUGGUUUUCCGUAUCAGCCGACUGCUCUUGCUUUUGACCCCAUACAACGAUUGUUGGCUAUUGGCACCAAGAACGGAUCUCUACGAAUAAUCGGAAGGCCUGGAGUAGACGCGCAGGUUAGACACGAAUUAGAGGCAGCCGUGGUUCAAGUAGAAUUUCUGAUGAACGAAGGAGCCUUAAUCACAGUGACUGCAGACGAUAGUUUACACUUAUGGAAUUUCAGACAAAAAAGAGCCGAUGUAGUUCACAGUUUAAAAUUUCAACGAGAGAGAAUUACAGUCAUACAUCUUCCACUCCGUAGCAAGUGGCUGUACGUAGGAUCGGAAAGGGGCAAUGUACAUUUCGUCAACGUCGAGCUGUUUACCCUGUCCGGUUACAUAAUAAAUUGGAAUAAAGCCAUCGAAGUGACCAGACCUACCCAUCCCGGACCUAUCGUGCACCUGAGCGAUAAUCCUGCAGAUUCCAGCAAGCUGCUCAUUGGCUUCGAGACUGGUCUAAUGGUGUUAUGGGACCUGAAAACAAAGAAACCCGAAUGCCGCUGGCAAUGGGGUGAUUCUCUCAAAUCUAUAGAUUGGCACUUUGAAGGCAAGCAGUUCACGUGCAGUCACGGCGAUGGGAGUCUAACCACAUGGAAUGUCAAGCCGUCUUUGAAACCAGCUAACAUAAUAUACCCUCAUGCAAAAAUUAAAGUGGAGCCGUCGUGCAGACCAAUACAAAAAGUUGAAUGGAAAUCGUCAAAAUCCGGCGAAUCGUAUUUGAUAUUUUCUGGAGGGUUGACCACCGAUACUGCUGGCCGCGUGCCCAGCAUAACGAUCAUGCACGGGAAAACGACCACCGUUCUCGAAAUGGACCACAACAUCGUUGAUUUUGUUACGCUGUGCGAAAGUCCUUACAACAGUGACGUUCAAGAACCGUAUGCCGUGGCUGUGCUCAUGCAAAACGAUAUGGUGCUAGUCGAUCUUCUCAGCCCGGGAUAUCCGUGUUUCGAAAACCCUCACCCGAUGGACAUACACGAAUCGCCGGUGUCAUGUGUCCAUUAUAUCGCCGACUGUCCGUCUGACCUCAUACCCGCUUUCUACUCCGUAGGCUCGAGGUCCGCAAACAAACGGACCGGCUUCAGUGAGAACAAAUGGCCCAUAUCCGGCGGCGAGUGGAGCCCCACGUCUUGCAGUUACAACGAGAUUAUCCUCACCGGGCACACAGACGGUAGUGUUCGAUUUUGGGAUGCGAGUGCCGGUAGUCUACAAGUACUGUACAAACUGAAAACUGCCAAAGUGUUCGAAAAAACCCGGUCUAAAUCACCGGAAUGCAGUGACGAAGAUCAGUUCUCCGUACAGCUGUUGUCGUUCUGUCCGGAGAGCAGAAAAUUAGCUGUUGCUGGCAUCUCGUCCUACGUUGUACUAUUCAAAUUCCGCAAGCUAGAGUCUACGUUUGAAACCACGACACUCGAGAUACCAAUAUAUUCAGAGAGCCUGGACGAAGCAGCUGAAAGUUCGCCGGAAGAAGCGCCAUCGAAACCGGCGGGAACCGGUGAUGACACGUCUACCACACUGGUCAAAGUUCGGGCAGGACCGCAAAAGAAACCCCCCGGCUUCCAGGCAUGCUUGGCGUGCGUUACACCUUCGGCGAACGGUGAAUCGCCCGGUCAGAUCACAGCGCUGACGAUUAACUCUUCAUACGGACUGCUCGCCUACGGUCUGGACAACGGUAUUGUGAUAGUAGACUUUAUACAAAAAUGUGUUCUCCUAAACAUCAGCACUGCCGACAUGUACGGCAGUGCAGACCCGUACCAAAGGGCUCCCAGGUCGCCGAAAAGAACAACUGCCUUAAGCGAGACUAGCGAUGGCGAACGGUGCCGAUCUCCCAGCAUCGAUCAGGGUCUUGAAGACGAAGCCGAGGAUUUGGAAGAGAUGAGCAAACUGGCGCUGAGCCCGGUGGGCGUGUACUCGACUCAAGUGUCGCCGAACCCCGUGGACCAUCCGGAUGAUGCGACGACCGAGAGGGCGGAAGAGGCGUUAGUGCUGAUACCGGCGGAACAGCUGACCGAGUCCUGUGGCGCGCAGCUAGCGGCCACCGCGGAAGAAGCGCCGCCCUCGAAGACUGUUUCGGAACCGCCGACCCCGGCCCCGGAACCUGUGGCGGCCAAAGGAAACGGUCGCAGGACUAGCCAUUCGUGGCGAGGCCUGAAGAAGCAGCUGAGCCGCGUCGACCUGAAGCUGAAGAACACGUUCAACGCGACGCCGUCGGCCAAGAAGACGGCCACAUUCUACAGCCCAGCUGGCGAACAGGCGGAGAAUUACGACGAAACGGCGGCCGUUUGCGGCUCCGGGGCGGCUGGCAGUCUGCCUCAGAUCAUUACCGAGGUCGACGGCCAAGAUCAGCCACAGCAACAGCCGUCGCAACAUCACCAGCAACAGCACCACCACCACCAACAACAACAACAACAACAGCCGGCGGACGGGGACAAUGAUCAGUUGUCCACUUCCGCAGCCACCAGGCCCACCGAGCUCAAGCUUUUCGAUCGCGACGGCAAACCAAUUAAACCUCCACGGUCUUGCAAAGAGCACCGAAAACGAACGUCUUUAGACAAACAGAGCAACCUGACCACGGUAUCGUCGCGGGAUGCUCGACUUUUAUCCGUACCGAAUAUCAAAUACAGUCAACGGGAUCAGAGACAUAACCGGUCGAACAAUCAAGCUUUCAUCAACCUCCUUAAACGACUAAACAAAUUGGACAGCUCGUUCUCCAGAUCGCGGAGUUCUAGUAUGUCGAGUUUAGACAACAUUACCUCGGAAUCAAUACAAUGUUUGACAUUUGGCGAUUCGUAUACGAAAAAAUCCGAUCCGUCUAACUUCCCAACCCUUUGGAUAGGCACCAGCGUCGGAUCGGUGCUUACCAUAAUGAUCAAUCUACCACCCUCUGGAGAGCCCAGGAGCACACAGCCCGUAACCGUUGCCCCGUGUGGUACGAUUUUCAGACUGAAAGGUGGAGUGCUCACCAUGUCGUUCCUGGAUUGCAACGGCGCUCUAAUACCCUAUGCGUACGAAGCGUGGAGAGACGAGGGUCGAGACAAGCAAAAAACGCCUACCAAGAACUCUAGUGGACUCAAUCGCAUGUCGCCAGCGCUGACAGGGAGCUCGGAGAGUGUGUCCAGCAACCCCGGCAGCUCAGCCGCAGUGCAACUUCAAGUGCAACAGUCACAAGUAUCAUGUGAUCGGCAGUUUGUGACGAUCGUCAGCGAAAAACAAGCCAGGGUCGUUGCCUUACCGUCGCAGAACUGCGUAUACAAGUAUCAGAUAUCCGACGCCGACUUCGUUGUCAAGUCCGAAGUCAUAUCCAUGAAAGAUAGCGUAUGCCUAGCGUGUUACAUAUCCAAUGGACACAUAAAUAUCUUCAGCUUGCCAAGUCUCAGGCCUUUGGUAGAUAUUGACUUCCUGGCGCUUUCCGAUCUAAGUUUUCAGACCCAGAAACAGGGCAUAGUUGACCCAAUGUUAUCCAUAUGGGGCCAACAGAUGUUUGUCAAUGAAGACACAGACCAAAUUGCCAAGACGUUUUGCUUCAGUAACCGGGGACAUGGGCUGUUUUUGAACACUCCAUCUGAGGUGCAGAGAUUUUCCGUUUCCACCGAAUUUUGCCAAAGCUUACCGGAAAUGAUGGGUGAAUUAUUCCAGCCUCAUGAGAUGCCCGAACCACCAAAACAAAGUUUCUUCAUCGGUCUCUUCGGAGGUGGCUCUAGGUCCAUCGACCGCGAGGAACUAUUCGGCGAGUCUGCCAGUGGUAAAGCGCCAAAACUCGUGGCCAGACACAUACCCGGUCCAUCAGCACAGCUAGACGCGAUGGGUAACCGGGCAAGCACGGCGGCCAGUGAAAUAUCAAGAGCCCAUCAACUGGCCGUGGAACGUGGUGAGAAACUCAGCAACUUGGAAGACCGCACCGCCAGGAUGAUGACUGAAGCCGAACAGUUUUCCAACAAUGCCCGAGAGCUACUAAUGAAGAACAAGGAUAAACGGUGGUAUCAGCUGUAAGCUGUCCGAUUAGUUGUCUCUUUCUCUAUCUCUCUCUCACUCUCUCUCUCUCUCUGAAUAUUUAUAAAAUCUCUCUCUCUCUCUCUCUCUUAAAC